UCAAGCAGCAACCAGGACACUCACCAACACAGACAGAGCCUCCCAUCCAGCACGGACCAGCGCAGCUCUUGUAUGACCGUACUGUUCACCUCAAGGACAUCCGCAGACUACAUCUCCGACGCAAUUUGGAAGAACCUGCUUUAAGUAUCCCAGCAACAUCAUGCUCACUUCUCAUCUCAACAUGCUGCUCAAGACAGCCACAGGGCUCCGUCUCCCAGCAACACGACGGGCCCUGGCAACUGCAACAGGAGCCUUCCCAGAAGACCACGCCAACUACAUCCAUCCACGUCAAUUUGCUCAAAAACCAGUUGCAAAGCAUGACCUGGCCACCUUCACCAUCAAGGACGGACCUGUCUUCAAGGGCACUUCAUUCGGUGCAAAGCGAAAUAUCUCUGGUGAAGCAGUUUUCACAACUUCCGUCGUGGGAUACCCGGAAUCCAUGACGGAUCCCUCGUAUCGCGGCCAGAUCCUCGUUUUUACACAACCCUUGAUUGGUAAUUAUGGUGUUCCCUCUGGUGAAGCACGCGAUGAGCACAACUUGCUCAAAUACUUUGAGUCGGGUCGUAUUCAGGCAGCGGGAAUCAUCUGUUCUGAUUUCGCUACAAAGUACUCACACUGGACGGCUGUGGAGUCGUUGUCUGCUUGGUGCUCGCGUGAAGGUGUCCCAGCCGUUUCUGGCGUUGAUACACGCGCUAUUGUCACGUAUCUGCGAGAACAAGGAAGUUCCCUUGCCAAGAUUAAUGUGGGUGAGGAGUACGAUGCAGAGGAUGAUGAUGCUUUCAUGGAUCCGGCUGCCAUCAACUUGGUGCGUAAAGUCUCCACCAAGCAUCCUUACCACAUUGCUGCUGGUGGUAAAGAGCAUAUUGCCUUGAUUGACUGCGGUGUCAAGGAAAACAUUCUGCGAUGCCUGGCUGCUCGUGGUGCCGAUGUCACUGUCUUCCCAUUCGACUAUCCCAUUCAAAAGGUCAUCAACAAGUUUGAUGGCUUGUUCCUGUCGAAUGGUCCUGGUGAUCCUACACACUGCGAUGCAACCGUGUAUAACCUGCGCAAAACCAUGGAAGUCUUUGACGGCCCCAUCUUUGGCAUCUGUCUAGGUCAUCAAUUGCUCGCCCUCGCUGCAGGUGGCAAGACCAUCAAGCUCAAGUAUGGAAAUCGCGCACACAACAUCCCUUGUCUCAAUACCGUAACGGGUGAAUGCUCCAUCACGUCGCAGAAUCAUGGAUACGCAGUGGAUGUCAAGACCUUGCCACAGGGUUGGAAGGAGUCAUUCAUCAAUUUGAAUGAUCAGAGCAAUGAAGGCAUCAUGCAUGAGACGCGACCGAUUGCCAGUGUUCAAUUCCACCCAGAAGCAAAAGGUGGUCCGUCUGAUCCGGCAUACUUGUUUGAUAACUUUAUUGACCAAGUCAAGCGAUACACAGAGGGAAAGACACCUGAGCCCAAAUUCGCUGCUUAGACGCAUUCUAUAGAUGAACAAUGCUAUCCUUAACAAUCAUACAGGAGAGAUCUAGUCCUUGUAUUUCUUUGUCGGUGCAGCGGCAGCCGGUGCACUCAUCGGUUCUGUAGCAGACCCUGUUGCACUAGCAGAACCAGGUACCCCGCCUUCCAUCAUGCGAUUCGCCCGUUCAUACGCAUACUUUGCAUCUUCUUGCACUUUUGUACCAAGUCCCACUGCGUACUUUUUCGCAUCUUCAGCAAAUCCUGGAUCAUUGAGUCGCUCAACAGUAGGCGCAAUCACAUUCGCUUGGACCGUCUUGGCUGUAGAUGCAACAGACUUGCUCAACCAACCCCAACCACGAGAGAGUGUUGCGAGUGGAUCAUCGAGUGGUGCAGGUAUACCAUCCUCCGUCAACGCAUCCAGCGCGCGUCUCCCAGAUUUAAGAUGUUCAUCAUCGUCUGCAGCGCCAGAUGAUCCAAAUCCAACAUACUUG
Messenger RNA from Protomyces lactucae-debilis, 1928 nucleotides. Its product is annotated as carbamoyl-phosphate synthase arginine-specific small chain. The transcript has 2 exons. The record is from RefSeq and is a predicted model, not a curated record. Bases 161 to 1453 code for a protein of 430 amino acids. Gene Ontology annotation, biological process: 'de novo' pyrimidine nucleobase biosynthetic process; L-glutamine metabolic process; L-arginine biosynthetic process. Lineage: Eukaryota; Fungi; Ascomycota; Taphrinomycetes; Taphrinales; Protomycetaceae. Gene Ontology annotation, cellular component: carbamoyl-phosphate synthase complex; cytoplasm. Gene Ontology annotation, molecular function: carbamoyl-phosphate synthase (glutamine-hydrolyzing) activity.